Molecule: messenger RNA, 1440 nt
Organism: Alternaria ventricosa
Lineage: Eukaryota; Fungi; Ascomycota; Dothideomycetes; Pleosporales; Pleosporaceae
Exons: 3
Coding region: 1-1440 (479 amino acids)
Biological process (GO): glutaminyl-tRNAGln biosynthesis via transamidation; mitochondrial translation
Cellular component (GO): glutamyl-tRNA(Gln) amidotransferase complex; mitochondrion
Molecular function (GO): glutaminyl-tRNA synthase (glutamine-hydrolyzing) activity
Source: RefSeq, a predicted model, not a curated record
AUGUCCCUCUCCAAGCAUGCGAAGACGUACUUGGCGAACCAGUCGAAGUACAGACACUUCAACGCGUUUAAUUCCCUCGUCGAAGCGUCCGUCCUCCAAAGCAGCGAUGCCACCAAAUCCCGUACCGUCGGCCGCCAACCCAACAGCGUCACCGAUAAGCCAAUCGCAAUAAAAGACAACAUCUGCACGAAGAACUUAAAGACUACUGCUUCCUCCAGGAUUCUCAAAGACUUUAGCAGCCCAUAUGACGCCACGGUGGUGAGGCUACUGCAAGAUGAAGGUGCUGUGGUGGUAGGCAAGACGAACAUGGACGAAUUCGGCAUGGGAUCGCACUCGACACACUCACACUCUGGAUCAGUGAAGAUGCAGAGAUACAAAGGAGAGGAUGCAAGUGCGGGUGGAAGCUCAGUCAUUGGGUUCAAGCCGAGCUACGGACUGCUGUCGAGAUGGGGUGUAAUUGCUUAUGCAAACUCUCUGGAUACUGUCGGGAUCUUUGGCAAGAACGUGGCGAGUGUGAAGAGCAUAUUCUCCAAGGUCAACAUCCACGAUGCGCAGGAUCCGACGUCCGUUCCCAACACAACCCGAGCAAAAUUCCGUACAGGAAAACGACCAGCUUCGUUGAAGAUAGGCAUUCCUCUUGAUUACAACAUCGACACAUUGCAGCCCGCUGUUCGAAAGGCGUGGCUUGACCAGCUCAGACAUCUGUGGAAUGCUGGUCAUACUUUGCACCCUAUCCGGUUACCCACAACGCAACAAGCACUAUCAGCCUACUACGUCCUUGCGCCAGCCGAGGCAUCGAGCAACCUCGCAAAGUACGACGGCGUGCGUUUCGGAAGUAGAGCUGAGGGCAUCGACGGUACACCAGAUAGUGUGCUCUUUGCUAAAACCCGGGGUCAAGGUUUCGGUCCGGAGGUUCAGCGGCGUAUACUCCUUGGAGCCUUUUCACUAAGUGCCCAGGCUAUCGACAACUACUUCAUACAAGCACAAAAGAUUCGGAGGCUCGUACAACAAGACUUCAACAGGGUGUUUGCCAGUCCAAACCCGUUGCUCGAUGCCGAAGAAACCGUGGCAGAAACAGAAGGAGUGGACGUGAUCAUAUGCCCCACAGCUCCAUCAACGGCACCGUCUUUGGCUGAAGUCGAGAAUCAGGAUCCGGUGCACUCAUACAUGAACGAUGUCUUUACCGUACCAGCUAGUCUUGCCGGGCUGCCAGCAAUCACUCUUCCCACAUUUACUCCUUACGAGGAAAAGAGCCAGAGUUCGACGGUUCCGGUUUCAUUCUUCAACACUGUAGGACUGCAGAUCAUUGGUCAAUACGGAGACGAUGACCUCGUUCUGUAUACUGCAGAACAGUUGGAGAUGUUCAGAAGUACUCCGCAGCCCAAUUGCAGACCGGAAAUAACCGCAUGGGAUCGUGUGUAUGACGAAGGCCGGAUAUAG